Caenorhabditis bovis is the source of this 546-nucleotide messenger RNA. Lineage: Eukaryota; Metazoa; Nematoda; Chromadorea; Rhabditida; Rhabditidae. The record is from the annotation of a GenBank genome assembly.
AUGGCGACUGACAGAAGUGUAAAGAAAUUGUCUUCCGGUGUUCUUGACAUGAAGUUCAUGUUACGCACGAAGAAAAAACUGGAAGCAAAAGAGAAGAAGAAAAAGGACGUUGAAUUGCAAAACGCUAUUCUGGAAACAUCAGAACAGGCGGGUUCUUCGACUACUGAAAUUCCAGUAGGAGAUAGCAAGUAUACUCUUUGCAACGACUACACGAAACUCGAAUCGCUGGAAUUUGGCCGGAUGUCGUUUAAAGGCUAUAAUAAAGAAAUCGAGAAAUUAAUGCUAUAUUACGAACGAUUACGAAAUGGCGAAUUAUCCGAUGAUGAUGAGAACGACGGAAAGGAUGUUAAUGAUGCCGAAAUGGCUGAAAAAAUGGGUGGUUCACUUGCCAAGAAGUUUGCAUCAAAACGAGAACGUCAGCAAGCUGCAAAUCGAAACGCAGAAUCUACGGGUCCACGUCUAAACUUUUCCGAUAUCCGCAAACGAGCUGCAAAUGACUCCAUAGGAAUACAACCUGAAAGGAAAUUCAUGAAGCCUUCCGAAUAA